CAGUAAAUUUUCUUCUUCACUGGUAAUAGGUAGAUUAUGUCUUUUUAUGACCAAGCAGGCUCUAGUGCUGGAAUUGAUCAUCGACGAAAGUGGGAUCAGGAGGAGUUUGCAAGGAAGGCCGCUGAGCGGAUAAAAACGGAAAAGAAUGAUGAAGCUAUUCGUAACGGUUUGAAACCGAAGGAUGAACCGAAGGUGAAAAGGGAGAUGUUGAAAGCUAGAGACUACAAGGUCGAUCUCGAAUCAAAACUUGGACGAUCUGUCGUUAUCAACAAGACAACUCCAGCUGCUGAAACUGGUGGAUACUAUUGUGAUGUUUGCGAUUGUGUUGUCAAGGAUUCUAUCAACUUCCUUGAUCACAUCAAUGGUAAAAAUCACCAGAGGAACAUGGGCAUGUCGAUGAAAGUUAAGAGAAGUACCUUGGAGGAAGUCAGGGAGCGGUUCAAGCUGAAGAUGGCUGAGAAGGAGCAGGAGAAAAAGCAAAAGAAUAUGGAAGAGAUUUUGGGCGACGUCCACGAGGAGGAGAUAAGAAUGCAUGAUUACAAGAAGGAAAAGAAAGCUGAACAACGCAAAAGGAAGCUCAUCGAAGCAGCUCCCGAAGAAGAUGAUUUGGAUCCAGAACUCAAAGCUAUGAUGGGAUUCGGUGGAUUUGGCUCCUCGAAGAAGAAGUCAUGAUACUGACCCAUGCUGCAGUAGUGUGAUUUUUUAUUGUACAUAAUUCGAUCUCUUCA
Cylicocyclus nassatus is the source of this 728-nucleotide messenger RNA. The record is from the annotation of a GenBank genome assembly. NCBI's taxonomy places the organism in Eukaryota, Metazoa, Nematoda, Chromadorea, Rhabditida, Strongylidae.